GCCACUGCGCGACGUUACCAUGAGCUUCUCCAUCCCAUUGACAUAUACUCAACAUAUUUUUUUCUCUUUCACGCCCAGAGCCAGCUCUCCAGAACAGCCAGCGAACCUGACCCGCGCGGCCCGACCACAUAAUGCACGGGGGAAAGCGAGGGCUGGUGGCACCACAGAACACUUUUUUGGAAAAUAUUGUCAGACGCUCAAGUGAAACCAGCUUCCUCCUCGGGAACGCCCAGAUCGUGGAGUGGCCCGUGGUCUACAGUAAUGACGGGUUCUGCAAGCUGUCUGGGUACCACAGGGCUCAGGUGAUGCAGAAGAGCAGCACGUGCAGUUUUAUGUACGGAGAACUGACUGACAAGAAGACAAUAGAGAAGGUCCGACAGACCUUUGAUAACUAUGAGUCCAACUGCUUUGAAGUGCUUCUGUAUAAGAAGAACAGAACACCAGUAUGGCUCUAUAUGCAGAUUGCACCAAUCAGGAAUGAGAAUGACAAGGUUGUCCUGUUCCUGUGCACGUUCAAAGACAUCACCGUCUUCAAGCAGCCCAUUGAGGACGAAACCACUAGAGGAUGGACCAAGUUUGCGCGGCUGACGCGGGCGCUCACCAACAGCCGUAGCACCAUGCAGCAGCUGGCGCCCAUGAACAAGACCGAGGUCAGCCACAAGCACUCACGAUUGGCUGAGGCACUGCAGCUGGGCUCGGACAUCCUCCCCCAGUACAAGCAGGAGGCACCCAAGACCCCACCGCACAUUAUUCUGCACUACUGCACCUUCAAGACUACAUGGGACUGGAUCAUCCUCAUCCUCACCUUCUACACAGCCAUCAUGGUGCCCUACAAUGUAUCUUUCAAGAACAAGCAGAACAACAUCGCUUGGCUGGUAGUGGACAGCGUGGUGGAUGUCAUCUUCCUGGUGGACAUUGUGCUGAACUUUCACACCACCUUUGUGGGUCCUGGUGGUGAGGUUAUCUCGGACCCAAAGCUAAUACGAAUGAACUACCUGAAGACAUGGUUCGUCAUUGACUUGCUUUCCUGCCUUCCCUAUGACAUCAUCAAUGCCUUUGAAAACGUGGAUGAGGACCCCAUUUCAGACCCUUCGUCAGUCAGGCAUCUCCGAGAGACGGCCCACCCGCGGGGGAAUGCCACGCGGGCAGAGGACUCAGUGCUGCCGGGCCUCAGCAGCCUAUUCAGUUCCCUUAAGGUGGUCCGGCUUCUGCGUCUGGGCCGCGUGGCCCGUAAGCUGGAUCACUAUCUGGAGUAUGGUGCUGCGGUGCUGGUGCUGCUGGUGUGUGUGUUCGGCUUGGUAGCCCACUGGCUAGCCUGCAUCUGGUACAGCAUUGGUGACUAUGAGGUCAUUGAUGAGCUCACCAACACCAUCAAGACGGACAGCUGGCUGUACCAGCUAGCCAGCAACAUCGGGUCUCCGUACCGCUUCAACGCCAGUGGCUCAGGCCAGUGGGAGGGUGGCCCCAGCAAGGACACCCUCUACAUCUCCUCCCUCUACUUCACCAUGACCAGCCUCACUACUAUCGGCUUUGGAAACAUUGCUCCCACCACCGAUGGCGAGAAGAUCUUCUCCGUGGCCAUGAUGAUGGUGGGCUCUCUCCUGUAUGCCACCAUUUUUGGGAAUGUGACAACCAUCUUCCAGCAAAUGUACACCAACACUAAUCGGUACCACGAGAUGCUCAACAAUGUGCGUGACUUCCUCAAGCUCUACCAAGUGCCCAAGGGCCUGAGUGAAAGGGUGAUGGACUACAUCGUUUCCACCUGGGCCAUGACUAAGGGCAUUGACACCGAGAAGGUACUUUCCAUCUGUCCCAAGGACAUGCGGGCGGACAUCUGUGUCCACCUCAACCGGCAGGUCUUCAACGAGCACCCAGCAUUCCGGCUGGCCAGUGACGGUUGUCUCCGCUCCCUGGCCGUUGAGUUCCAGACCAUCCACUGCGCCCCCGGCGACCUCAUCUUCCACGCCGGCGAGAGCGUGGACACACUAUGCUUCGUGGUGUCCGGCUCUCUGGAGGUCAUCCAAGACGACGAGGUCAUCGCUAUUCUUGGCAAGGGGGAUGUUUUCGGUGAUGUGUUCUGGAAGGAGACCACCCUGGCCCAUGCUUGUGCCAACGUGCGAGCACUGACCUACUGUGACCUGCACAUCAUCCGCCGGGAGGCCCUGCUGAAGGUUCUGGACUUCUACACGGCCUUCGCCAACUCCUUCUCUCGUAACCUCAUCCUCACCUGCAACCUGCGCAAAAGGAUCGUCUUCCGGAAGAUCGCUGACGUGAAGAAGGAGGAGGAAGAGCGUCGGAGGCAGAAGAACGAGGUGACGCUGACCAUCCCGGUGGACCACCCAGUCAGGAAGCUCUUCCAGAGGUUCAAGCAGCAGAAGGAGAUGCGCACGCAGGCCUCUGCGCAGCCAGAUGUGGAAAAGAACCAGCUGCAGGUGGAGCACCACCUGCACACACACCAGCACCACCCCCUGCAAGCAGCACACCCACCCAUACAGAACGGUGCUCCCUCCAGCACCGCGGUGGUCACUGUCUCGCAGAUCACGCCCAUACACAACUCUCUGGCCUUUGUCGAGCAGACGGACGUUCCCAGCGAGGGCAGAGGUUGCGACGUGAUGGAGCUGAAGCCCGGAGUGGGCAGCCGGUCAGCCUGCCAGGGGGGGGCCUGGGCCGGGAGCCCCGUGCGGCUCAAGGCGCCGAGCAGCCGCGGCUGGAUGCGCUUCCGCAGUACCAUGGCUCCCGCAGAGGAGAAGAAGGAGGAGUGGGGCACGAUAUUCCAAGCGGAAUCUGAGGAGCUGCUCUCCGAAGACGGCAAGGGCCAGGAAACGGAGGGCGGGGAGACAACUGAGGGCGGGGAGGCUACUGAGGGCGGGGCUGAAGCCGAAGCCGACCCCAAGACCCUGCUGCACAAGACGGACUCUUGCGACAGCGGCAUCACCAAGAGCGACCUGCGGCUGGACAAGGUCGGCGAGGCCCGCAGUCCCCUGGAACCCGGCCUGCCGGCACCCAGCCCCGUGCCGAAGGAGGAGCGGCUGCAGCCGCUUCCGGAGCAGACCCUGCACGCCCUCCUGCAGGAGGCCAAGCUGGAGCUCCGGGGGGACAUCAAGAUGCUGGGCGGCCGCAUGGCCGCGAUGGAGGCCCAGGUGGCCGAGAUCCUGAGGCUGCUCUCUGAGAAGAAGCAGCCUGCGCGGGUCACCCCCCCCAGAACCAAAAGCAAACAGCAGGACAUUUUCACCGUCUCCCGGCCCGUCACUCCCGACUCGGAGAAGGACGACGGACUAUUCUGAAUUCAAGAAAACUCUAUUUGUUGGUUUGUUUAGUUAUUUAUUGGUUUAUAUUUAAAAACAAUUCUUCUCCCAUAGACGGAGUGCAAGAAAAAAAAAAGAUUUGCAAUGGCCCGACUUUUUCUCUUGUAAAUAUCUACCUGCAUGUCCAGACGGAUUCUGGUUCGCCAAAGAAGCCCACAGAUGGUAGUGUUUGCCUGGUCAUAUAUGCAGUUCACUGCAUGCGAAACUGAUUUACAAAUGAAUACUUUUACUGACACAUCCAGGGACUUAAAGCUGUUUCACUGAUGCCGAUAUUCAUGAAUCAAUUCAGGGUAAAAGUCACACUAGUUUUUUUUUGUUUGUUUGUUUGUUUCAUCUCUAACCACCUGCUUGGCCCAGUCACAUCACAGGAGGAAGGUGUUCAGAUACACACAUCAAACAGAAGGGAAUCCCAACAAAACUGCUUCUGAAGACUUCAAUGAACAUUCUGGAAUCGUUAUUGUAGCAUGGGCACGAUGGUGGGAGAGACGUCAUUUAUGUACAAUACUCCCGUGUGUGCAGGAGUAUUGUGGCCGACAGCCAGACGCUUCCAUGUAGCGGUUUUCAGUCAGAAUGAAUUAACCUAGAGGCAUUGCUCUAUUGAAUUUCUGGUGAAGCUCGUCUGAAGAUAAAAUGAGCAGGCUUUGCUACACUAGACAAUGUGGAGGUGCUCCAUUGUCUAAAAGGUCGUUGAACUGAGGAAAGUGGUGAAACUGACCAAAAUGUCGGCAUCUUUUCCAGUAUGAACCGUACACUUUAUUGCAUUUUUAUGUAUUUUGAUCAGUGUAUUUAAUAUAUACCUGCAGACUUAGGUGGUUUACGGUAAAAGAAUUUGGUCAAGAAGGACUGCAGUAAAAUUUCAGUCGACAGAAAAAGUGCAGUUUUUAGUCUAAUUGGAAGCUACAUCUAUGUUUAUUUUAUGAAUGAGAUCCCUGAAAAUAGCUGUGUGUCAGUGAAGUAAUCUCUCGUCUUGCUUCGAUCCUGUUCACACAGGCAAGGAAUUUGCACAUAGGGAAGGGGGGGGGGGGGAGUCUUAUCAUAACUAUUAAUAUCCAAGCAAAGCUGCAUGUCUUUGUACAGAAGGAUGUGGAUUGAGUAUGCAGAUACUUCUUGAAGACUCUCAGGUACUAUUCUUCAAAUCAAAAUUGAUGUCUAAACCAUGUAAUGCCUGCACUUUCAGAACUCUGAUAGUCCUUACGGUCAUUCAUGUCAUAGAUGGAAGCAGCACCUCUAUCACAGACCAGCACCAGAAGACAAGAGGUGGGGUGUAACAGAGACUUUAUGUCGGAUCAGGAGCCAAAGCUCCCCCUCGAGUCUCUGCACAAGGUCGGACGCUGGAGGCCACCAAAGCAAAUUAGCUUUUGAUUUUGGAGAAGGAGGCAGAUUGGAGACCGAUGACUUGCAGAUCUCAGCUCUGGACACAUGCGUGUGAAGAGGUGCAGCAGCCAGGGAGAUUCUCUCUGUAACCAUGGGCCAGAGUUCCCAGUCGCCAAAGCACAGCAUUUACCUUGAUGCUGGUUUUCACUUAGGUAUGAGUUGAUGACAAACACCCAAUUAAUACACUUAGAUAAUCUGGUCAUCUUUUUACUGGAGGGAAGUAGGGAUUAUAAUUAAUACACACAAAACUUUCAUUUUUAAAAGCACAUAAGUAAAGAAGCAAAUUUUAUGUUCAUAUUGUUUUCCAUAAAUGUUUUGGUUAGUCUGCUUCUCUCCAGUCCCUGCAGACCAGUGGUGCAGCCCCACACCAGCAGGACUGCCUCUGUCCUGAGUUUAUAAACUUGGCAGGCUCUUUGGUCUUAAUGGGAGAUAUUUCGGUUCAAGCCUUGAAGAAUACUGUACGUACAGCACCAGGCAAAAGUCUGGACACACCUGCUUUUAGAUGAAUGCAUUUGUCUCUAUUUUAGCUAUGUUACUCUCUUUUUAGUAAAAGGCUUCGAGGCAAUGGGUCUCAAAAUUUUCUCAAAUAUUAGACUCUUCAAAAUAAUCCCCUUUUUUCUAUAGCAGCGUUGCAGACUCUUGGCAUUCUUUCAUCCAGCUUCCAGAUGUAGCCACAUGGAAUGCUCCUCCAACAGUCUUGAAGAAGAUCUGGGCACAGUCUUAUUCUUACUCUUCAAUCCAAUUCAUCCCAAACCAGCUCUGUAGAGUUUAGGUGGGGAGAUUGUGGGGGCCAGGUUAUCUGUCACAGUACUCCAUCUUUCUCCUUGGUCAGGUGUGCUUAGGGUCAUUGUUUUGUUGACAAACAACUAUUUAUAAGUAGGUGUGUCCAGACUUUUGACUGGUGCUGCAGUUAGUUUGGACUGCAGUGGUGAGGGAAGCAGACCAAUGGCUGACACCACUGGCUGCAGACUUCAUUCUCUGGAUCAUGUUCUCUUUUGUAAUGUCACACACUAUGCAGCCUGAGGGGGGGGCUCCCCCAUUGUGGAGGGGGUAUGGUCACCUUCCCAGGCCCAUGAGAGAUUAGUGCAUGUUUUUGCAUGCCAAAAUGUGUUAACAAAGGUUCCAAUGAAAACAUAAUAUACCUUGUACAUAGAAUGGCUUAGAGAUUUAAAUACCAUACACCUGCCUGAACUUUUACAUGAUAACUGGACAGAACAUGGACUUAUCAAGUUUAAAAGUAAGUUCUGUACUCCUUCCUUGACUGACUGGUUUGGUUCUUUUCAACCAAUGGGGGAGAGAGAUCCAUCCCCAGGCUAACACAAGCAGGCCCUCUCUACCUCCCGACUGGAGGGGGGCAGGUACAGGGGACUCCCUUGAGGUGACCACCCAGAACCUUCCGUCUCAGGGCUGCACUUCCAGUAGUUUCAGCAUCCUGAACUGGCCCCAGUCGUUUGAAUGUACGCUCUCUUCCAGAAUAUGGGCCAAUUAGUUCCUGUGUCACUUGUGGGGAACUCCAGUGCAAGGCCUUCAGGGUGUGCUGCUUUGCUGUUCGAGCUCCUAAUUAGAUCAUCUAGGUAUUCAUUGGGAUAAAACCUCACCUGGCCUAAUAUUUCAAGGGACAUUCAGUGUGGAGUUCAGCUGUCUGCACAUCCUACUCCCCUCAAGGGUUACUCCCCAACUCAGCACUGUCUGAAGACCAGAUGUGUCUUUGAUUAUGCUCAGCAUGCAGAUGUACAGCCUACAUGUGUCUCUCCUGUGGCGAAUGUUGAUGCUUCACUAGAGGUUGGCAAUCCAUUCUCCUGAUGUCAGCAAAAGGGACUUUGCCUCAGCCUGUAGCCUAUAAGUCUUUGUGACCCUUGCUUGGUUUUUUACUGGAAUGUUGCUGUUUUAUACAUUUUCAAGUACCUUUGACACUCUAAGAGUUGUAUUGUUUUUGCAAUGAUGCAAUACUUGAGUAUCACCUCAAUAAAGUAACGUCUGAUAUGAAA
Molecule: messenger RNA, 6667 nt
Organism: Paramormyrops kingsleyae
Lineage: Eukaryota; Metazoa; Chordata; Actinopteri; Osteoglossiformes; Mormyridae
Gene: kcnh5a
Product: potassium voltage-gated channel, subfamily H (eag-related), member 5a
Biological process (GO): regulation of membrane potential; potassium ion transmembrane transport
Cellular component (GO): plasma membrane; voltage-gated potassium channel complex
Molecular function (GO): voltage-gated potassium channel activity
Source: RefSeq, a predicted model, not a curated record